Xyrichtys novacula (pearly razorfish) is the source of this 9079-nucleotide messenger RNA. Lineage: Eukaryota; Metazoa; Chordata; Actinopteri; Labriformes; Labridae. The record is from the annotation of a GenBank genome assembly.
AUGACGCUGGAAGCGAUCCGCUACCGGGCCGGAGCUCUGCAGAUCCUCAACCAGCUGCUGCUGCCACACCAGACCGUCUACGAUGAGAUCCGCUCGGUGCAGGACGCUUAUGAGGCCAUCAAGUCCAUGAAGGUACGGAGGGGCUUUCUCCUUCUCCAUCUCCAUCCCUCUCUCUGCCCGCUGAUCGUGCAUCCAUCCCCGUCGUGCUCGUGCUUUUCCUCGGCUCUUUUGUGCGCCUCCAACCUCUGCACGCAUGUGUUGCCAUAUGCUCGCCGCCGUGCCCCCGCUCGCUGCUGUCGGCCUGUAUUUUUGUUUUGGAUGCACCUGCAGCACCCACAACUCCCCGAUCAUCUAACCCCCUCCAUCCUUUUAUGUUGUUUUUUUUUUCACAUUUCCAUGAGAAAGCGCGGUUAACUGUACCAGCACGCAUCAACCCACCCAUGAAAUCUGCUCCCCUCCUCCCUCUUUCUUUGGGAGAGAUUAUUGAUGAAUUAUUAAUGACCUUUGCCAGGGUUUUUUUUGUUCGCGUUUCGGUCUUGUGCCGCACUCAGUGACACCUCCGGCUCAUUUCUCUCUCCAUACCUGAAUCAGGGAUGAAGAGACAUGUCCAGGGAGUCACAUGUUGUCCAAAACUGGCUGGAGACGUUUCCAAAUGUGCACUUACAAUAUGAUCUUUUGUCUCCCACUCACAUACAGGAGCUCCACUUUGAUCCUGCGUGAGUGUGUGUGAGUGUGUGUGUGUCAGGGUGAGGGAAUCUACCACACAUAGGAAGGGUGAUGUCAUGAUAAUGGAGACUAAUUACAGAACCAGAAAUGACUUAAGGUUUAAGCCUAUCAUUUUUCUCUGAGCUGUCUUUACAACUAUUGCCUCAGUGAUCAUUCGCUUUAUCAUCUGUGUGGGGAAAUGAGAAACAGCUGUAGUAGGCAGGGAUGCAACGAUCCGAUAUUUGAUCUCGGUAUCGCCCGAUACUGGAGAAAAUUCUGGAUCGGAUAUCAUGACAAUGGGCCCGACAUACAACGCGAAAUUACGAAAUAUUCUGAGGCAAAUUUUGAUGCGCCUGACUAUACACAUCAAGUGCGAUGAGAUUUUGUGACUUUUCAGGGUUUUCUUAGACACUAGUGUUGAGAUGUCUGUCUGUCAUGAUAGCAUGUACUAAUUCGGGGCCAGUACCAGAUAAGCACAUUAAACUAUAAUCCAUAAACGUAAGUUAACAACCGAGACCUAAUGGCGCUGUGACAGCAACGCGAUUGAGUUUGAGACAGUGAAAAUACAUAUGGUAUGUUGUAUCUGAACAGGUUAGCUUACGAGCUAAAGUUACUUAGCACAGAUGAAAGUUAAAACAAAGACGUUUAGCAAACUGUUAAAGCACAUAAACCAUCGUCAUAUGAGAAAUCCGACGCUAUGACUCUCCACAAGUUGUCCUUCAGGUUGUAAUGUUUGUGUCUUUUAUCAAAAAUCACUCUGUUCUCCAACACGUAAACAAUCAGCCAGUUGGCCAUGUUGGAUAUAACAGUGAAUCAGACGUCGCAACAACACGAAAUCUGAUUGGUCAGAAGUGGACACACAGUAUGCGAAACUUUAGAAAAUUUGACUGCGAUACGAAAAAAUAAAUGCCGCAAUAUCGCAGGACGGGAAAAGGUCGCUGAUGUGAACGCUUGUAUUGACAGGAUACGGGUACGAAAAAAAAAUUUGACGUCCGAAAUAAUCGCAAUACCUGCGCAGUAAACGCGCCAAGGGGCGGUGGUAAAACUUCAAGUUACAAUAAAAGGUUAUUCAGCAAGUUUUUCUGUAUUGGAAUAGGAUCAGUAUCAGCCGAUACUAGACUGUAGAUAUCUGUAUUGGAGGUGAAAAAAGUGGAUCGGUGCAUCCUUAGUAGUCUGUGUCCAUGAAAACCGAAGAAUGUUACACUUACAUUGUCUCUUCUUGUCGUACAGGUACGGGGCGCUCCCGCCAUCGCCAUCGUGGGCUGCCUCAGCCUGGCUGUGGAGUUACGCGCAGGUGCCGGGGGUGACGACCCCGUGACCUUCAUCAGGGAGUCUCUGUGUCACUUAACCUCAGCCCGGCCCACUGCAGUCAACAUGGGCCGCGCCGCCCGUGAGCUGAUGGAGUUCGCCGAGAAUGAGAGCAUGGAGAAGAACUCUGAGCAGCUCAGAGAAAGGUAAGAGGGUGGGAAACAAAACUUGUCAGGAGUUUCUCUUCACUGUGGACGAGAAGAACCUUUUAGAAACGAGCCCUAAACUGUAAAUUUGUCUGCUAUAGUCUCGUUCACUCAUGUCCAAUUGUAUAGGAUUCAGAUUACAAAAUAUGGCCACGCCAUGGUGUAAGACAGAUGCUGGUUUGAAUCCCUUGUCAGAAAGGAGCUUCUCAGAUAUGUGAGUCCUCUUCAGUUAGUCCGGUUUCCUCCCAUGGACUUAAGAUCUGCUCUCUGGGUUAAUUGAUGUUUGGAUUGACUGUAGAUGGGAGUGUGACUGUGUGUCAGCCCUGUGAUUGACUGGUGACCUGUCAAGGGUGUACCCCGCCUCCUACUCUGUGCCAGCUGAGAUCAGCUCCAGUCCCAAGCGAAAGGGGGCAGUUGGUAUCGGAAAUGGAUGGCUAGACUUUCCUCAAUAAUUCCUUGAUAGUUUUUGGUCUCAUUUUGGACUUUUUACUUCUGUUUUUUCUCCUUCAGCGGCGGCGAGGUUGCCGUCUAGCAUGAGUCUGGUCCUGCUCAAGGUUUCUGCCUGUUAAAAGGAAGUUUUUCCUUAUCGCUGUCACUCAUGUUAGAUGAGAUGGGUCAAUUCUGUCCCAUCUUAAAGGGAUAUUCCGGCGUAAAAUUAAUUUAGGGUCAAACACACCGUAACAUUGAGUUAGAUACCACCUUGAGAGAUAAAUGUUGCCAAAUGCUUGCUUCUCUAGUUAUACCAACUUUAGUAACAACCGCACAAUAGCAAAACACAGCGGUCUGAGGAGCCAUAAACAAACCUCAACCAAAACGCUACUCUAUAGCCACAAAUAAUGCUCAGAACAGCACCUAACUUCAUCAACAGGACAUAUAGGGUCACAGCCAUAGUACUAGCCACCAAACAUCUUUUUACCUUUGCCGAAUUUCUUUAGCAAAGAGACUAAACACAACUCACCUACUCUCUUCCAGCAGCCACUUGUUUGUAGUGUCUUGGGAUAAUGACUGUUGUGAUUUGGCGCUAUAUAAAUAAAGUUUGAUUUGAUUUGAUCUGGGAGGUUUGAUAGUAACUUGUUCUCAUGUUUUAAUCUUCUCGCUCAUGUUAAAUUCUUACAGCUCUAAAGAGUAGAUGUGUGAACAUGUAGAUGUCAUUUAUCCCAGAGGUUUCACACCUAAUGACUGAUGCGCUGGUGGCUACUGUACACCAAAAGAAGCAGCAGUGCACCUGAAAACGCAGGUGAAAGGAAAACCGUUGGCAAGUAAACAUUCAAGUAAACAAUGCUUGCUUAAAACUACAAAGAAAAACGGAAAUGCGGGUGUUUUUAUGAGUUUAGAGCAUAUUUGUGUUUGAAAAACGUUUAUUUUGCCUCGGAGGGCAUACAAUACUGUCUGCGUUAAACAUUUGGCUUGGUUUAGGGAAAACUCUGCAGGACACCUUUAAGGAAAUCUCUGGUUGUUUGCCCUGACAUACAGAAUUAGUUACAGUGAAAAUGAAUGAUCUUUUAUCAUGCGCUCCUGAAUUCACGCCUGCUCCUCCUGAGCUGCUGCUGCUCCUGGAGCACAUCCUGCUUCAUUCAACAGCAGCUGCAGGUGUCGGUUUAAAAAAAGUUGUGAAAGUUAUCAGGCCAAACGAAAUGUGAAAACUUGUGUACUAUAAUUGGCAGAACCGUGAGAAGAUCAAACCAGAGAGGAAAAUAAGACCCCAGGAAGAGUUACUUUUACAUUUGCUCAGAAUCGUCAUUCUAGUCUGGAGUUGUGCAUGAGGGUAUGAACGUUUCGGGAAGAUUUAAUGUAAGUUAAAAUGAAAAAAUAAGGAGGAUAGUCUUCUGUGUCUUGGUUGGACAUGCACUGAUCCAGCACACUGGACUGAUAUGGACUGAAAUACUUUUUGAAGUGAAUCAGAUAUUGGCAAAACGAUCAGUCCCCAUGCUGUGCGGUUUUAUUAACAGCCUGAUUAUUAAAUACAGACGUUCAGCACUGCUUGUAUUUCUGGUAAAUGGAAACACAGAGCUGGAAACAGGAGUCGGUGUUGGUUAAAUGGCGCCCAGGUGUGAGCGAUCAGCAUCUGUACCUGGAGAGGGAAAGUUGGAGUGAGUGUUCCCGUGUUUGUGGUGAUUACAACAGCUGAGGGCGCAGAGUUAAUCAUGUUUCACAAUGAAUCUGCGCACUAGGGAUGGGCGAUAAAUUAUCAUUCACAAUUUAUCGUCAGAAAAUUCCUCCACGAUUAAUAUUUGGCGUCUCAGGAUAAAUACGAUAAAUGCAAGUUAAUGACAUAAGUGGAAGCGAUGGACUCACAGCCGUAGACCACACAGAGCAGAGUAACAAACAAACAUGGCCGAAGGUAAUGAAGAAGGCGUUUUUGAGCCGCUUGUUGCUAAAUAAGGCAACACAUUAGGGCUGGGCGAUGUGGCCUUAAAUCAAUAUCACGAUAUAUUGAACAGUUCACCUCGAUAAAGAUAAAUGGACGAUAACUACUCCACUAGCUGCUCACCCACCACCACAUUAACUUCGUCUACUUCAGCUGCUACAACUUUUAACCGUCCUCCAUCUCCUCACCUGUCUUUCCCUCUUUGUUACCGACUGGAUGGGGUGGAUUCAUGUCUCCAACGUAGGACAGCGUCUUAAAGGAACAUAAGUCCAUAGCCUACCUACACACAUCCAAAGCUAACUUUUAUUUCAAAAAUAAAGAUUUGAAUUAGAAUAUUUUUUAUCAGGACUUUUAUCGUUAUCGCCAGGAUAACGUGAUAAUUUUUUUAGCCCAUAACACCCGUCCCUAUUUUGCACUCAAAGCAGCAAAAGAAUAUCCAUUUCUCUUAAAUUAACAUUAUAUAGUUUGUGCUGCAGAAUGACGCCUGAGCAGCCGGCCAACAUGUUGGAUUAAAUGUAGCUAGUGGACAGAAAUGUGUUGUAAAAGAAACGGAUGACUGAAAAACGACCGUUGAGUAAAAAGUUCAGUGAGUGCAGUCCAAAGGUGUGGAUGAGAUGAGAAAGAGAGCUGAAGCCUGAAGUGAACUUAUAGUUAGGGAAACAUACGUUAGAUGGAGUAGGAGACAAAGUGGAGAGUGUUGGAACAGGAAUGUGUUUCUUAUUUCAACUAUUCCAGAAUUGAUGGACACAAUACGUCCUGAGCCUCUUCUCAAUUCCCACCUCUUUCUGCCCCCCCCCCUCCUGCAGUGUAAUUUCCUGGAUUGAGGACAUGCUGGAGCGUGACGUCAAUGACAACAGGAAGAUCGGUAACUAUGGCGCCCAGCACAUCCUGUCUGGCGUCCCGAGGGACUCGGUGACAAUCCUCACACACUGCAACACCGGCUCGUUGGCCACAGCUGGAUACGGGACCGCGCUGGGUGAGAAUGGAGGGAGUGGGUGUGAAUGAGUGAAGGAGUGAUGUUCAAAUAUUUAUCGCACUGUUACUGUGGUAAUGACCGUGUGUCUGUGUGAAGGUGUGGUGCGAAGCCUCCACGCGCUGGGCAGGCUGAAGCGUGUGUACUGCACAGAAACCAGACCGUACAACCAGGGAUCCAGAUUGACGGCGUAUGAGGCAGUAGCAGAGGGGAUCCCUGCUACACUAAUUACAGACAGCAUGGCCGCCCUCACCAUGAGAGAGAUGGACAUCACAGGUUUGUAUACGGUCUCUCUCUUUCUCUCCAACCUGACUCGUACCAUCGCUCUUACUUUCUCUCUCUGUCGUCCUCUCUGUCUUAGCUGUGGUGGUGGGUGCGGAUAGGGUCGUUGCCAACGGAGACACUGCCAACAAGGUGGGCACAUACCAGUUGGCCAUUGCCGCAAAGCACCAUGGGAUUCCCUUCUAUGUGGCUGCGCCCAGUACGUCCUGUGAUUUGAGCCUGGAGAGCGGCAGGGACAUCAUCAUUGAAGUGCGCCCCCCUGAAGAACUCACCAGUAUAAACGGAGUUCCUAUUGCUGCACCGGGUAAGAAAUAUGGGGAACUAGAGUGGGGGGUCUAAAAAAUUUAUCACAAUAAGAUUUGCCAUUCUGCUGAUAACGAUAAAAGUCCUGAUAAAAAAUAUUAUAAUUCUAAUCUAUAUUUUUGACUCAUUUUGUCUUGAAAACACCAGUUGGAGUCGUCAAAUAAGGUACUUAACCAUGAGUUUGAGUGGUAGGUUAUAGAGAAAACUAAUGACAUCAAACAAAUCCUAAAUGUGAAAACAUUUUCAGCAUUUGUUAAAAGCUCUUAUUGCACAGAGUGAACAGCAGCAGACCCACUGUCCGAUGUCAGGAAUACCUAUAGACUGUAUAUAGAAUGGACAGCGUCUGCCUCCUUGCUGGGUGAAGUCACUCCGAGAACAGCUCCCUCUGGUGACAGGCUGCAGUAUAGGUCAUAAAUCCCGCCUCCGCCAGCAAAGCUUUUGGAGCUGUGGACAAACUUUAGAAAUUUAUUACACGAACAUAAAUUUUUCUCCCCUCUGCUUGUGAUGUUGACAUAUAGUUACUGUAAGACUGAUUUGUGCUCAAGUCCUCUUUUUUUCUGUGAAGCUCAGAUUUUAAAAGUUAUCAGGGGGUUCAUGUUUUCUAUAAUUGACACUUGAUACAGCCGCUGGGCGUACGAAGAUUGCGUAGCUCACCCGGGGAUAUGCUGUUUGAGCUGAACGUCAUCACAGGGAAUCUGGGCGACUCUCCCGCUGAAUGCGUACAACGCUUUUGCGCAAGGUUGGUUUUAAGAAAUGGAGAAAAACGCGGAAUUACAGAGAGCUUUUGGCUUCAAAUCCGUAUACUGGCGGAAGGCAGAACCAAGUUGUCCAUAAUAUAUACAGUCUAUGGUCAUACCGGAGUCCCAAUCUUGAAGGACAUCCCUCAUGUGGAGCCUCAUUCAGUAACCAGCUGCUCAGAAACGUCGUCUUCAUUACCUUUAGCCAUGUUUGUUUGUUAUUCUGCUCUGUGUGGACUACGGCUGCGAGUCUGCCGCUUGUGCUCACGUCAUCAACUUCCAUUUAUCGCAUUUAUCAUGAGAUGGCAAAUAUUUAUCAUGGAGGAUUUUUUUGACGAUAUAUCGUGAAUGAUCAUUUAUCGCCCAUCCCUAGUACUAACUCUAAAAAACAUCAAGUUCAGAUGAGGACUUCCAGCCGUGAGAAAACAUCAGGCUCUGAGAGACAGAUGAGCCUGGCCCAGUUCCAGUGAUCACCCUAAGCUCCGAUGUCCAAGUCCUGAACCCUCACAGACUUAAAAUGACGUCACAUGUGGUUGAAGUGCCAGAAAGAAGAAGGAGUAAAGGCUCGAAAUGCAGUUUUAAGAUUUGAUUAUGUCACUGAAAUGCAAUGAACCGGGGCGAUCCCUUGAUAGUCUGCAAACUGAACAAAUCUGUUCAAAAGGGUCUUUUUUUAAAGCACAAUAGGUCACGUUCGAGCCUCUACAGACCUGUGGGUCAGUGACAUGGUGUGUACAUGUGUGAGUGAGUUUGUUAGAGCUGAAUCGAGUCAUUUGAUCUCUAAUUACGUGACCAGAGCAGAAAAGUGCUCAGUGACAUCACAGUAAUUAAAGCGCAGUCACUUAAUGAGCUCACAAGCCUCUGGAGAGGAGAGGAUGUGCGCCUGUACAUCUCCAUCUCUCCGUAACUUCAUUCCCACGCUCAGCUCUGCCCUCCCUUCAAACGGAGUAUUUUUGAGAUUUAAUUAGAUGCUGUUUCUGUGUUUUACUUCGAAACAAUGACUCCUAUUGAGAGACCACCACCAGGAAUAAAAAGAUUAGACUAACGGUGUAGAGUAGUAAGAGUUGGAUGCAUCCGAGUGCCAUAGAUCUACAGUCAUUGUUUGAAUUCAGACCCACAGUUGUACAUUGUGAUCUUACUUUAAAAACUGGUUUAUUGCAGAUUGUAUACAUGCACUGUCCUGCUACAUUUGAAGUUAAAAAACACUCCUCAGUCUUUAUCCCUGUUUGAGAUGAUUGCAGAAACGAAUAUUGAACCUUUUACUGUCUGUGAAAGUAACCUCAUGUGCUUUAAUAGAAGUUUACAUCUGUGGCUCGGGUCACACUGACGGUCAAGUCCAAAAUGCUGAGCAACUGGACUCACAAAUAACCGACUUAGAAAUAUUGCCUCUGUUAAAAUACAUCAAAAACAUCAACGGUUAAAGCUUGAACUGUGGAGAAACAAUGGAAGCAUUUAUUUAUUAGUAUUUAAUAUUUCGAAGGAGACUUGGAUGAAGUAUUUCCCAAAAAUGAGUAUUUUCACUGGUUCUGUCUCUUCGUUCAGAAAUGAGUAUGUGGUAUCAUCAGUGCAUCCUAAUUUGAAAUAGUUUCAGACACAGCAGUGGCUUUAGGUUUUCAGGGACCCCUGGGUGGUCUUUAAGGGGGACUGCAGCUGUAUGUGAGCCGCUGGUAUCCCUGAUUCAGAACGGUCCUGAAGUCCGUUGUCUGCUUGAAAGUCUGUCCUUUGUAAAAAUGUGUUUUUCUCAGAUCGGCAAAGAUGACACGAUCACGCUGCUUUCAGCAGGCAAUAACUAAACACAGGAGUGGGUUAGAGAUGAACUUUUUUUUCUGAUGAAAGGAGAGCAUCACCCCUUUCUGUUGAGAUAUUGCACUUGAAUCUAGUCCAAGCACGAGAUAUUCUGGGGGUCCUGAAAGAUACGACAAUGUUCUAUUGCAGUCAAUGGUGGCACUGGGUGAAAACUGCAUAAAUGAACCUGACGCUGAAUGAGUUAAGUACCUCAUACAGUCCCACUUAAGAGUUUAGUUGAGGAACCAAAUAAAUUAUUAACAUUCUGCAUUAAAUGUUCAAAUAAACACCCUCCUGAUUCUUUAACCGUCUCACUUUAACUCUGUUUUUUUAUCGUUUAGGUAUCGAGGUGUGGAACCCAGCGUUCGAUGUGACCCCUCACCAGCUCAUCACAGGAGGCAUCAUCACAGAGCUCGGGGUCUUCCUCCCCUCGGAGCUCCAAGCAGCUCUCACCGGCCGCCUCACUGCCCUCUAA